This is a messenger RNA of Prunus armeniaca (apricot), 174 nucleotides long. NCBI's taxonomy places the organism in Eukaryota, Viridiplantae, Streptophyta, Magnoliopsida, Rosales, Rosaceae. The record is from the annotation of a GenBank genome assembly.
AUGAGGAAAGACCCUCCACGAGGAGAAGAGUUGGCCGUUGCUGCACCUCAUUGCUACUGUGGAAGGCUUACUCAGCUGCAGACUUCUUGGAUAGAAUCCAACCCACUUCGGAGGUUUUUUGUGUGUCCAAAGUCAGAGGUUAAUAUUGAAUGCCUCCCUGUGAGAGAGCUCUGA